This is a messenger RNA of Anoplopoma fimbria (sablefish), 2074 nucleotides long. It is a transcript of the gene tent5ba, whose product is annotated as terminal nucleotidyltransferase 5ba. Bases 280 to 1464 code for a protein of 394 amino acids. Gene Ontology annotation, molecular function: poly(A) RNA polymerase activity; RNA binding. Gene Ontology annotation, biological process: mRNA stabilization. The transcript is spliced from 2 exons. NCBI's taxonomy places the organism in Eukaryota, Metazoa, Chordata, Actinopteri, Perciformes, Anoplopomatidae. The record is from RefSeq and is a predicted model, not a curated record.
CAGCCAAUCACAGCCCUCAUGCUGAUGGAGACGCUUUAAACCCUCAUGAAUCGCUUCUCUGCAGGCUGACCGGAUUGUAGCCGCACACACCGGUAGAAAGGCAGCUCCAGCACCUCUGACUCACUUUUUCUACUUCUUCAACGUUGCCAACCGGACCUCCUCACCUCACCUCACCUCACACAUCCUAGGGAAUAUCUCACUUGCAUUGAAGAGAGAAGAGCUUAGCUGCUGAUUCACAUUCUGCAGGUUUUCUUUUCUUUUCUCCUAAUUCAAAUCACCAUGUCUUGCGGUGAUGCGUCGGAUCAGAGUCGGCGGUUCUGCGUGUUGUCUUGGGAUCAGGUGCAGCGUUUGGACUCGAUCCUGGGGGAGGCUGUCCCCAUCCACGGCCGAGGAAACUUCCCCACUCUGUCUGUGCAACCUCGGCAGAUCGUCCAGGUGGUGCGGGCGAGGCUGGAAGAGAGGGGUGUGUGCGUUAAAGACGUGAGGCUGAACGGAUCAGCUGCCAGCUAUGUUCUCCAUCAGGACACUGGACUGGGCUAUAAGGACCUCGACCUGAUCUUUAGGGUGUCGCUGAAGGACGAUCAGGCCUUCCGUUUGGUGAAGGACGUCGUGCUGGACUGCCUGUUCGACUUCUUGCCAGCCGGAGUCUCUAGGGAACGCAUCAGCGCACUGACCCUCAAAGAGGCCUAUGUACAGAAACUGGUGAAAGUCUGUAAUGACACGGACCGCUGGAGCCUCAUCUCGCUGUCCAACAACACGGGCAAGAAUGUGGAGCUUAAAUUUGUGGACUCUUUACGGCGGCAGUUUGAAUUCAGCGUGGACUCUUUCCAGAUUUGCCUCGACUCCCUGCUCUUAUUUGACCGCUGCUCCGAGACGCCCAUGUCCGAGAGCUUUCACCCGACUGUGAUCGGCGAGAGUGUGUAUGGGGACUUCAAGGAGGCCAUGGACCACCUGUGUCAGAGGACCAUAGCUACACGCAGCCCCGAAGAAAUCCGAGGGGGCGGCUUGUUGAAGUACUGCCACCUGCUGGUGCGAGGGUUCACGCCCUCCUCAGAGGCGGACAUGAAGCACAUGCAACGCUACAUGUGCUCGCGCUUCUUCAUUGACUUCUCUGACAUAGGAGAACAACAGAGGAAACUGGAGGCCUACCUGCAGAACCACUUUGCUGGGAUGGAGCACAAACGGUACGAGUGCCUGCUGACUCUUCACCACGUAGUGAACGAGAGCACCGUGUGUCUGAUGGGCCACGAGCGGCGCCAGACGCUCAGCCUCAUCUCAAUGCUGGCGCUGAAGGUGCUGGCUGAGCAGAACGCCAUCCCCACUGUAACGAAUGUCACGUGUUACUACCAGCCAGCUCCGUACGUGCAGGACAUCAACUUCAGUAAUUACUAUAUCGCACAUGUGCAGCCGCCACAGCUUUCGCCGUGCAGUAAUUCACAUCAGACGUGGCUGCCCUGUAGCUGAACUGGCUGUGAGAAGAGCAGAGGUGUUCUCCCUCGCUCUCUAUCUUUCAAAGGAAGUGGACUGAAAUACAAAAAAAAAAAGAAACGCAUUCAUGCCAAAUGUGACUUGACUUAAACAAUCCUGUACUGCUGUACAUCUGAUUGAGCCGACACAUACAUUUGUAUUCUCUUGCAAAACAUCUGUGAGAUUGCUGGUCAUUUCUGAGAUGUAGCGAUGAUAUCUUCUUUAAGUAUUAAAAUCUUUAUGAAGCUUUAUAUCUGUCAAAAAUACAUUUUUGAGGAAACAAACAUUGAAAGCUGGCGUUAUUUUCAUAGUCUGACUUUUUUUUUUUUUUAAAUACAUACUGGACCAAAGAUGUAUUUGUUGUUCAGAAAGGGAAUGUUGUUAAGAUUCAAAGUGCCUAAAAUGAACCAUGAAAUGUUCUAAAAAACAUCUGUAAAGUGAGAACUGUGUUUUCUAGAGUACUCUGUCUCUCUCUUUUAAGGAACAGAAGCAUUCAUUUUUGUGAAAUUAAAAAAAGGAAAAACUUAAUUUUGUUUUUUGUAUGGUGGUUCUUUUAUUUUAACCGUGGCCUACAAUGGUUGUUGACAUUUUAAUCUUCGGUUCAAAG